GGGCCACUCCUUGCCGUGGGUCCCGGCUCCGUUGCUUGGAGAGAGGGUCGAAUCACUCGCCCAAGCCGUCGCCGCCGCCCACGCCCCCCCCCCCCCCUCCCUCCUCCCAGCGCCGCCCCGCCUCUCUCUCAGCGGCCCGUGAGUAGAAGCUCUCGCCCUCCCCACCGCCCACGUUUGCCGGCGGGCACUGGCUCAGGCCCCCUCUCCCAUAGCCCUGUCGCACGGCUUCCCCUCCAAACCCUCGCCCCCCUCCUCUGCCGCCGCUCUCGCGAAAGGGGCCGCCGCCGAUCGGUGGAUGGGCCGGUUCGGGUGGCUCCGGCUCGCGUCGAGGUCCCUCGCGCUCCGUUCCGGCGAGGCGUCUGCGCAGAGGAGCGCAUGGAUUCGGCCGUCCACACCUUGCAGCUCUAGUGGCACCUAUGUUGCUGAUAGGUGCUUUGGUCGAUCAGCGUUUACAUCAUCUAUACGGAGCAGGUUCUUUCAUUCUACAGGUCAACGUUAUUCGAUGGAGAAGGACUAUUACAAGAUUCUUGGUGUGACUAAAGAUGCCUCGCAAGAUGACAUAAAGAAGGCUUUUCAAUCUCUUGCAAAGAAGUACCAUCCAGACACAAAUAGAGGAAAUACUGCUGCGAAAAGGACGUUUCAGGAAGUAAGAGACGCAUACGAGACUCUUCGGGAUCCUUCAAAGAGACAGCAAUAUGAUAUGCUAUUUUCUAGAGGGUCAGAUGCAAAUUCCACAGGGGGUAGGGGAGAGUUUGAUGGAUCCUAUCAAGAUCCAUUUUCAGGAUUCAAAAAACAGAACAAUGACCCUUUUGCAGAAUUCUACAGACAAAAUGAUGGUCCUUUUUCUAAUCAAUUUUACAAAGUAUUCUCAGAGGUUUUCCAGCAUGAUGUAGACGUACAUGCCAGUGACAUUGAGAUCGAGCUGAAUCUGUCUUUUAGUGAAGCUGCUAAAGGAUGUACGAAGCAAGUUCCCUUUAGUGCAAAGAAUCUUUGCUACUCAUGUGACGGGAGAGGAUACCCGGCCAAUGCAAGAAAAUAUGUUUGCCCUUCUUGUAAAGGUGCAGGAAAAGUUAGUAUGUAUCCGUUCACAUCCAUUUGUACUACUUGCAGAGGCUUCGGCAAAGUGAUUAAGGAUCACUGCCUAACAUGCAGAGGUGCAGGGGUGGUAGAUGGUAUGAAAUAUGCAAACGUGAUCAUUCCAGCAGGAGUUGAUUCUGGUGAUACAAUUCACGUACGGGAGGCUGGAAAUAGCGGUGGACAUGGAGCCAUACCUGGAAGUCUAUACAUUAAGCUUCAAGUAGCAAGUGAUCCAGUGUUUGUUCGAGAUGGUGCUGAUGUACAUGUGGACAAAAAGAUAAGCUUCACACAGGCAAUGCUUGGUGGAAAAAUUGAAGUACCCACUUUAGAUGGUAAAACAGAAAUUAAGAUACCCAGAGGAGUUCAACCAGGGCAAGUUGUCAUUUUAAGGGGGAAAGGAUUGGAAUUGCCAAACCGGGCAGGAUAUUUCGGAGACCAACAUGUCCGUUUCAAAAUACAUUUUCCAUUGAACGUUAACGAACGUCAGCGUGCACUGUUGGAAGACUUUGCAGCAGAGGAAGCCACGAAAGAAGAGAGUUUUUUUGCAAAAGGAAACUGGUCGGAGCUUAUUGUUGAAAAUAUGAAGAACCAAAAUUUCAUGAUCGGGCUUGGCUUUGUCAUGCUGAUUUAUCUGAUGCUGAGCAAGACUUUGAGUUAAGGCUUCGAACCUGUGUGGUGGUAUCAAGCAGCGGUUAUAUCAGAAACUGAAUAGGGCAGUAGUACCUGGUCAAGGUUCUUUUUUGGCCAUGAGCAUUCACAAUUUUGGAGCCUCGGAAAGGAGGAUUACUGGUUCCUGUGGAACACAUAAGUCGCACGAAAUAAUUUACGAGCUGUCCUUUUUAUUGGGAAGGUGAUUAUCACAAAGGAUGUGCGGAGUUGGUUUUGACGCAUCAAUACUAGAUUGUUGUCAAGGCGCUCCUUAACAGUGCACUAGUAAUCGUGUUGUGCAAGAUGUUGGAUAGGAUAUUCGUUGCACGUCAUAUUAUGUAUAAUAUUAAUUAUGCACUAAACAUGCUGUUUCUCAUUAGAGCAAUAUAUAUCACUCGAUUGACAUGGUUUAA
Messenger RNA from Hordeum vulgare subsp. vulgare (domesticated barley), 2138 nucleotides. Its product is annotated as chaperone protein dnaJ 1, mitochondrial. Gene Ontology annotation, biological process: response to heat; protein refolding. The coding region runs from base 296 to 1735 and encodes 479 amino acids. Lineage: Eukaryota; Viridiplantae; Streptophyta; Magnoliopsida; Poales; Poaceae. The record is from RefSeq and is a predicted model, not a curated record. The transcript has 19 exons. Gene Ontology annotation, molecular function: ATP binding; heat shock protein binding. Gene Ontology annotation, cellular component: cytoplasm.